AUUCAGAUCGUCAUCGGAGCCUUUGCUUUGACUAUUGCCGACUGACCCUCCCUUCGCCAUCUUCUUCGUUCCCUCUCUCCUUUGUCGGACAAUUUAGAACGAGGCAGUGGACGGUCAUUGUCACUCAACAAGCUUGCCGACUCUCUCGUGAGCAUCUUUGUGCGACCCUCGCGAGCAGGGUUUGAACGAGCCGCCUCCGAGCGACGUUGAAAGAGAGCGCGAGAGGCGAGAGCGCACCGCUCAUCACUUCGUGGAGGUACGACGCAAGAAUGGCUGCUGCUACGCCGCCAGUGGCGCCGCUCAGCUCUGGAAAUAAUCAGGUUGAUGUGUCAGAAGCUGUCUAUUCGUUUCGCCUCUUGGAGGCUCUUCGCAGUGGCGAUCAAACGUCACUGCACCCUUUCUUGUCAAAAGUCAACCAGACCAAGGGUACUUCAGUGAAGGAACUCACAAGUCCCUUGCAUCUCGCUGUGCGCUGUGCUGAAUACAAUACCAUCGAGCUGUGCCUUGACUACAAGACCGUCGAUGUCAACGCUCAGGAGUUGCAGAGUGGCAACACUGCCCUUCACCUCGCCUCCUCGAUUGGCCGGGCGGACGUGGUGAACUUGCUCCUCUCCCAAGACGACAUUGACGACACGAAGAGAAAUCACGACGGGAGAGACGCCCUCGACGUUGCAUUGUCGCCGGAAAUCGCCCAGGUCAUCCAGGUCUCAAGAGCCAAGAUCAACCUCGAAUUCCUGGAACUUCUCGAAAGAUGGGAGAAGGACUCGCCCGAUUCGGACGCGGCGCUGCGAGCCCUGCUGGAGAAACCAAGGAUCGGUGUGGUCGACCUCAACGCCAAGACAAGGUCGGGUGGAACGACGCUGCUCCACGAGGCUGUUCGACGAAAAGAUACUGCCCUCAUCGAGAUGGCGGUGCGCAAGGGCGCAGACGUAUUUGGGAGAAACAGGCGAGGAAAGAGGGUACUGGAGAGCACAAAGGACGAGAAGAUCAAGGCUCUGCUGCAGCAGCUCUCUAAUGCAGACGCCGCCAUGGCCGCCUCUGCCCACCAGCCUGGCCUUCCGCCGACCUUUCGGGGCUACCUGGCCAAGUGGACCAAUAUUGCUGGAGGCUACAAGACUCGCUGGUUUGUUCUCGAAAAUGGCUACCUGUCCUACUAUACCACCCAAGACGAAGAGGGCAAGCAGUCGAGGGGCUCCACCAACCUACGAUUUGCCAAGAUUCGCGCCGACGCCAACGACAAGCAUCGCUUCGAGGUCAUCGCUGAUUCUGGUGCCUCCAAAACUGCUCACAAGCUCUACCUCCGGGGCUCCCACCCCGUCGAGAGGGCACGGUGGGUGCAAGUGCUCCAGCAGACGGUCGAAUCGUUUGAUUUGGACCGAACCACGUCGAGAGCAGAGAGUGUUCGAAGCCUGCAGCGUGCAGAGACACAGAGCAACAUCCUCGAUCCUUCGCUCAAUACAUCAUCGACCCUCUUGAGCGGGCCCACUUCGGUACCCUCGCGUACAAACACACCGUUCCGCGUGAAGACGCCCAGCAUCAAGGGCAGCGCUCUCGGUAGGACAAUUUCGGGAAUGAGCAGCAGUUUCAAACCCGGUACAUCGGCGCGAUCGAGCGAUGCAAACCCGGCGCCCAUGGGUAGCAUCGCUCAGACACCAAGCAUCAUGAGCAGGGACAGCCGUACGCCGAGCGACGAACAACUCUUUGAACAAUCGGGCGAAUAUUUAGACCAACCCAAAGGGUCGCCCAAUCGCAUACCUCAUGAGAGCGAAUUUGCCCUCAUAGCCAACUCUUUGCGCACCCAGGUCGACCUCAGCCACCAGCUGGCGCAGUCGCUUUCGAGCAGCAGCGUCACCACCGCGCCAGCGACGUCGACCGAUUUGAACGCGUCGGGCAAAUCACCGUCGCUGUCAUCCAAGGCACCGCCUCUCACAACGUCGUCACCCGAAGGCAUUCGACAGACCCUGCAGGACUCGCUGCAGAACAGCUCCACACUCCUCAGCAGGUACCAGGAAAUCGUGGCGAAUCGCGAGGCAUAUCUCACCAGACGAUAUGAGCAAGAAAUCCAGGCUAAGCAUCUCUGGGAGGAGAACAUGAAGACGCUUGCCCAGCAGCAUGCGGAGAUGGAGUCUCAGCUCCGCGAAGCGGCUCAGGAGAAUGCCAGGAAGCGAAAGGCGCUCCGAGAGGUACGCGAAAACUUUGGUUCUUCGCCUGGCGCUGCCCUGACCAGCCCGGCACCGGCCGUGGCCUCGCCUGUACCGGUCCGCGGUGCUUUUACACCCAGGACCAAUGAGGCAUUCGAGACACCGACUGCUUCGCUCUCCGCUCGUCGAUCCGAGCCCAGGCCGCACGCAACGCUCGAUCCUCCGCUUCCCCCACCGAUCACGGGCACUGUCUCGAGCAUCAACACCAUCACUGCUGACAGUCUCCUAGCGGAUGGCGAUGCUGACGAUGGCGAUGAGUUCUUCGACGCCGUCGAGAGCGGCAACCUCCCCGGUCUCAAAAUCGAAGACUCAGUCGAAAGGAGUCGGGAAGGUCUCACUCCCGCUCUCAGCGGGGACGCGCCCAAGGCCACAGACAAUCAGGUCGAUGACAAGGCCCUGGAGCCUUACCGGAAACUGAGACACGAGAUGCCCAUCGACAAGGACAAUCGACCCUCGGUUUCGCUCUGGUCGAUCCUCAAAAACAACAUUGGCAAGGAUUUGACCAAGAUUUCAUUUCCCGUCAGCCUCAACGAGCCCACGAGCAUGCUCCAGCGUAUGGCAGAAGACAUGACCUAUGCCUCGCUUCUCGACACGGCUGUUCGACAAAAGAGCUCCACUUUGCGCAUCGCCUUUGUGGCUGCCUUUGCCUGCUCAAACUACGUCACGACGCUGGGCAGGGUGGCCAAGCCCUUCAACCCACUGUUGGGUGAGACAUUCGAAUUUGCAAGCCUCGAGGAAUGCAAGUAUCGCUACCAGUCGGAGCAGGUGUCGCACCACCCGCCCAUUUCGGCCUGUAUCGCCGAAUCACUCGAAGGCGAGCCCAACGGACCCAGCAACUGGGAGUACGCUGGCUGCGUACAGGCACAGAGCAAAUUCUUGGGUAGAAGUUUCGAGAUUCGACCCACGGGUAUGGCCCACGUUCGUCUUCGCGUUGGCGGCAAGGUGGAACACUACUCUUUCAAAAAGGUUACGACGAGUGUCUCUGGCUUUGUCACCGGAUCGCCUUCGAUCGACCACUAUGGAGACAUGGUGGUCAAGUGCCACACCACGGGUGACGAGUGCACAAUGACUUUCAAGCCUCGCGGGUGGAGAUCCAGUGUGGCGCACGAGCUCAAGGGAGUCGUCCACUCGGGUAUCGACGGCAGCCUCGCAUGGGAGAUUGCUGGCCGUUGGUCUAAUCAGAUUGUUGCGCGAAAGGUCAGCACCGUGGGAGGCGACACUCUCGAUCCGGAUCGCAACGUCGACUCACUCAGUACCGACCCGAGUCGCACCGCCAAUGGGUCUAUCGACUCGGCCCUGCCCGAGCUCGUAUUGCUGUGGAAGUACCACACCCACGCACUCGGACCAUUCAACCUGACGCCCUACGCUGUCAUGCUCAACGACUUGCCCGCAGGUCUGCAUGACUGGCUUCCUUCGACAGACUGCCGACUACGACCAGAUCUGAGGUUAUUUGAGACGGGCCGCUUCGAUGAGGCCGAUGUCAUGAAGCGCAAUCUCGAGGAACUCCAGCGGGCGACGCGAAAGGAGCGAGAGUCUGGUCAGAAGCCCCCCCACAAGCCAAGAUGGUUCAGCAAGGUCAUCGAGCCCGAUACUCAGGCGGACUAUUGGGAGCCGCGGCGCACUUCGCCGGAUGGAUCCGUUGGCAUUCCAGAGUACUGGUCUGCAAGAAGCCAGCAGGAUUGGGCCGGCGUCGAUUCAAUCUUUGGCGAAUACACUGCCUGAUUGCGGUGCUCCCUCCCUCUCUCUCUUUCUCUCUUUACAUUACAUUAUUCACCUUUUCUCAAGUUACCACACUCUUCGCUCUCUGCUCUUCACCCUCGCUCUCCUUUAAUUCUGCUGUUCUCUUCCUUCUUUACCCCUUUGCUGUUGGAAUCAAGGACGAAGAAUGAAAUUGCCUCCGCCAAG
Acaromyces ingoldii is the source of this 4106-nucleotide messenger RNA. RefSeq lists its product as hypothetical. Lineage: Eukaryota; Fungi; Basidiomycota; Exobasidiomycetes; Exobasidiales; Cryptobasidiaceae. The record is from RefSeq and is a predicted model, not a curated record. Gene Ontology annotation, biological process: maintenance of cell polarity; endocytosis; exocytosis. The transcript has 6 exons. Bases 270 to 3923 code for a protein of 1217 amino acids. Gene Ontology annotation, cellular component: cytosol; intracellular membrane-bounded organelle; membrane. Gene Ontology annotation, molecular function: protein binding; sterol binding.